GUCCACACCAUCAACAAGCGGAACUUCCCGAUAAACGAGAUUCCUCUCCGGGAAGUGAAAGCCACUAACAAAGAUGUCAGAGGAGAGAUGUCCCGAAUGCUGCGGCUGGUGCAUGUGUCUGAUCGUCCUAGCCGUGGGGGUGUGUGGGUGGACGUUCGGCAUAGGGUGUCUACAGGACGACGACAGGGCCACCCGGGGGUACUGUUCAGGAGUUGUCAGCAGAGGCGCAGCCAUAACUCUGAUCAUUUUCGGAACCAUCGCCAUGGCCCUCAUUUUGUGCUGUUGCUGUAUCGGCUGCUGCACGAAAGAUGGCGCUCUAGACACCCGAGACCCCAUCCGGGACCCUCCUCCUUACCAAGAAAGCAACCUUGCUUUCUGGACAGAACCAUCUCGUAUACUUAUAAGGGACAUUAGAAACGUUCGGCAAGUAGCUGUUGUGAGGCUUGGAUACUCGGAAAUUUGAUUUCCACAGUUAAACAUGCUCAAGAACUGGUAAUUCUUUAAAAAAUUGAUGGGAGCUUAAUUUAGGCUUCGGAAUGUAAAUGCACUGUACAUUUUGAUAAAAACUAUUGGACACGACUGGGAAAAACGGGAGACUGAAAGAAAUGUUUUCGUGAGAAAGAGAACAUUUAUAAAUCAAUGUCGAAAUCACUGACAGUUUACAGUUUUGUUAUGUCAUAUUAACAAAGAUUGUGAGAUGAGAAAAGACUGAAAGACUGAAAGUGAUUUUUAAAAGCUUUACUUCACCCAUUCUGAAAUGCAUAAGUUGAGACGGAUCUACAGUAUGAGCUAUCAGUUCGUUCCGUCGUCUCUACCGCAUUCAAAACCGGCCGAGUGUUCGGCGACGCAAUGCACUUUAAUAAUAAUAAUGAUAAUAAUAAUAAUAAUAAAUUCGAGGAACACUUCUAACAGGUUGAUUGGUCAUAGUAAUUUAUAAGACUGUUACACAGCAAAUCUAUUAUUUUUAUUGCAGUUGGCUUUUAAU
Molecule: messenger RNA, 985 nt
Organism: Lingula anatina
Lineage: Eukaryota; Metazoa; Brachiopoda; Lingulata; Lingulida; Lingulidae
Source: RefSeq, a predicted model, not a curated record